AUGUGCAUACUACCUGCAACGUUCACAGGCAGUCCACGAUACAUGCACGCGAGGACGCAAGACGCGAUGACAUACGUUCGUAAGUACGGCCGACCAGACCUAUUCAUAACUUUCACGUGUAACACAAAAUGGUACGCAAUUGCUAAAGAACUUAUGCCAGGACAAUCGGCUUACGACCGUCCAGACCUCAUUGCUCGCGUUUACCAUCUGAAGUUGGGAAAGUUAAUGGAUGUGAUUACAAAGGGCCAGGUUUUGGGGGCUGUUUGCUGUCGUAUGCACACUAUUGAGUGUCAGAAACGUGGCCUGCCUCACGCACAUAUACUAAUUUGGCUGUGCGACAAGAUUGAGGCCACAGAAAUCGAUCAUCUUAUUUCUGCUGAAAUUCUUGAUCCGUCGGCUGAGCGUGAAUUGUACGAAAUAGUGACAACCAACAAGAUUCAUGGUCCCUGCGGGUCGCAUUACAAUUACACCAGCUGUCACAACAACGAAGGCAAAUGCACCCGGCAGUACCCACGAGAUUUCGUGAGCGAAACCAUUACAGGGAGCGAUGGUUAUCCACUGUACCGGCGAAGGAGUCCCGCUGAGGGAGGAUUUACAGCCGUGGUAAAGGGCCACCAAGUGGAUAACAGAUGGGUAGUGCCAUACUGUCCCUUACUAGCAAAAGCGUUCAAUGCGCGCAUCAAUGUCGAAUAUUGCCAUUCAGUUCGCUCUAUCAAGUAUGGAUGCAAGUACAUCAACAAAGGGACUGAUGCUGCAAUGUUUGGUAUUAGGCAGGAAGGUUCCGUAGACGAAAUCCAGGACUUCCUUGCAGGGCGCGUCAUUAAUAGCACAGAGGGCCCUUGGCACAUAUUCAGCUUUCCCAUCCAUCUUUGUCGACAGGACGAGUUUUCUAAGACUCUACUGUACACAGACGUGCCUUCAUGCUACGUGCGGACAAAAAAGAACACCUGGGCUCGGCGGAAGUGCGGGGCCAACGUCGAGGGCUAUCCAGGCGUCAAAAAAGACGCCACACUCGGAAGGGUAUUCACUGUUCCCCCAUCGUGA
Molecule: messenger RNA, 1044 nt
Organism: Acanthosepion pharaonis
Lineage: Eukaryota; Metazoa; Mollusca; Cephalopoda; Sepiida; Sepiidae
Source: the annotation of a GenBank genome assembly